CCGCGGCGGGCGGGGCGCGUCUUCCGGCGUGCAUACGUCACGGCGCCGGGGCGGAAGAUGGAAGAGCUACGGGCGGGUGGUUGCUAAGCAGACCCGGACGGAGCGGGACCCCUAGCCGGCGACUCCGGCUGCCGGGGGGCACUGUGCGGCAGCCGCAAUGUCGUUGCUGCAGUCGGCGCUCGACUUCCUGGCCGGCCCAGGCUCCUUGGGCAGUGCUGCCGGCCGCGACCAGAGUGACUUCGUGGGGCAGACGGUGGAACUGGGCGAGCUGCGGCUGCGGGUGCGGCGGGUCCUGGCCGAGGGAGGGUUUGCAUUUGUGUAUGAAGCUCAAGAUCUGGGAAGUGGCAGAGAAUAUGCAUUAAAGCGGUUAUUGUCCAAUGAAGAGGAAAAGAACAGAGCCAUCAUUCAAGAAGUUUGUUUCAUGAAAAAGCUUUCCGGCCACCCCAAUAUUGUCCAGUUUUGUUCUGCAGCAUCAAUAGGAAAAGAAGAGUCGGACACAGGGCAAGCUGAGUUCCUCCUGCUCACAGAGCUCUGCAAAGGGCAGCUGGUGGAAUUUUUAAAGAAAAGUGAAUCUAAAGGUCCUCUGUCGUGUGAUACGGUUCUGAAGAUAUUUUAUCAGACGUGCAGAGCAGUGCAGCACAUGCACAAACAAAAGCCGCCCAUCAUUCAUAGAGAUCUCAAGGUUGAAAACUUGUUGCUUAGUAACCAAGGGACCAUCAAGCUGUGUGACUUUGGCAGUGCCACGACCAUCUCACAUUACCCCGACUACAGCUGGAGCGCCCAGAAGCGAGCCAUGGUAGAGGAAGAGAUCACGAGGAACACAACACCCAUGUAUAGGACGCCAGAGAUCAUAGACUUGUAUUCAAACUUCCCAAUCGGCGAGAAGCAGGAUAUCUGGGCCCUGGGCUGCAUCUUGUACCUGCUGUGCUUCCAGCACCAUCCUUUUGAGGAUGGAGCAAAACUUCGAAUAGUCAAUGGGAAGUAUGCGAUUCCUCUGAGCGACACUCGGUACACUGUCUUCCAUGACCUCAUCCGCGCCAUGCUGAAGGUCAACCCAGAGGAGCGGCUGUCCAUUGCCGAGGUGGUGCACCAGCUGCAGGAGAUCGCGGCCGCCAGGAAUGUGAACCCCAAGUCACCCAUCACAGAGCUCCUGGAGCAGAAUGGAAGCCAUGGGAAUGCCGUGCUGUCCCGAGGGCCACCCCUGCCUGGAGGCCCUGCCAGCAGCAGCUACAGUGGAGGCCUGGCUCUGACGGAGUAUGACCAGCCCUAUGGCGGGUUCCUUGACAUUUUGCGGGGCGGCACAGAACGACUCUUCACCAACAUCAAGGACACGUCCUCCAAGGUCAUACAAUCCGUUGCUAAUUAUGCCAAGGGUGAUCUGGACAUAUCCUACAUCACAUCCAGAAUUGCUGUGAUGUCGUUCCCAGCAGAAGGUGUGGAGUCGGCAAUCAAAAAUAACAUAGAAGACGUGCGGUUGUUUCUAGACUCCAAGCAUCCAGGACACUAUGCUGUCUACAACCUGUCCCCGAGGACGUAUCGGCAGUCUAAGUUUCACAACCGAGUCUCUGAGUGCGGCUGGGCAGCCAGACGGGCACCAAACCUCCGCAACCUGUACGACAUUUGCAGGAACAUGCACUCCUGGCUCAGGCAGGACCACAAAAACGUCUGCGUUGUGCACUGCGUGGACGGGAGAGCCGCCUCAGCCGUGGCUGUCUGCUCCUUCCUGUGCUUUUGCCGGCUCUUCAGCACUGCGGAGGCUGCUGUGUACAUGUUCAGUAUGAAGCGCUGUCCACCGGGUAUUUGGCCAUCCCACAAAAGGUACAUUGAGUAUAUCUGUGACAUGGUGGCGGAGGAGCCCAUCACGCCCCACAGCAAGCCCAUCCUGCUGAAGGCCGUCGCCAUGACGCCGGUGCCGCUGUUCAGCAAGCAGAGGAGCGGCUGCAGGCCCUUCUGUGAGGUCUACGUGGGGGGCGAGCGCGUGGCCAGCACGUCCCAGGAGUAUGACAAGAUGAGGGAAUUUAAAAUUGAGGAUGGCAGAGCGGUCAUUCCCCUGGGCACAACAGUACAAGGAGAUGUGCUCAUUAUAAUUUAUCAUGCAAGGUCCACCCUGGGAGGAAGGCUACAGGCCAAGAUGGCCUCCAUGAAGAUGUUCCAGAUUCAGUUCCACACCGGGUUCGUGCCUCGGAAUGCAACCACUGUGAAAUUUGCAAAGUAUGACCUGGACGCUUGUGACAUUCAAGAGAAAUACCCGGACUUGUUCCAAGUGAACUUGGAAGUAGAGGUGGAGCCCAGGGACAGGCCGAGCCGGGAGGCCCCGCCAUGGGAGAACGCAAAUAUGAGGGGGCUGAACCCCAAAAUCCUGUUUUCCAGCCGAGAGGAGCAGCAAGACAUUCUGUCUAAAUUUGGGAAGCCGGAGCUCCCCCGGCAGCCCGGCUCCACGGCUCAGUAUGACGCUGAGGAGGGAUCCCCAGAAGCGGAGCCCACUGAGUCAGACUCGCCACCGAGCAGCAGCACAGACACCAGCCAUUUCCUCCACACGCUGGAUUGGCAGGAGGAGAAGGAAUCUGAGACUGGUGUAGGAAACGCCUCUCCCAAGGAGAAUCAGUCUGUCCUGAUGGAGGACAGAGAUGAGGGUGCAGCGUCAGAAGAGGAGGAGUCACUGUGCUCGAGUGAGAGCAGGGCGCCCAGGAUCGAGGGCGAUGGGCCGGGCCAGCAGGACUUGAUCUUUGAUGUGGGGACAGCGGCCACACCACCGGAGCCCGAGCUGCCAGAACCCGAGCUGCAGGAAGACAGCGUUGACCUCCUGGGGCUGCACUCCGAGGCGGGCCAGGGGCCGGCUCCCCCGGUGCAGGCCUGCAGGGCCCCCUCCAGCAACACCGACCUCCUCAGCCGCCUCCUUGGGCCCCCUGAGGCUGUUCCAGAAGGGUCCCCGGAUGACCUGCUCCUGGCCAGCCCACCCCCUGCCCCUGCUGACCCAUUUGACCCCUUGCUGCUGCCUUCUGAUUCCGACACCCAGCCCUGCUCCAAACCUGAUCUCUUUGGAGAGUUUCUCAAUGGCGAGUUCCUCAAUUCGGACUCUGCAGCCACCCCGCCUGCCUUCCCAUCCACCCACAGCGCUCCACCCCCAUCCUGCAGUGCCGACUUCCUGCACCUGGGGGAUCUGCCAGUGGAGCCUGGUAAGAUGACAGCCUCAUCCAGCCACCCGGAUCUGCUGGGAGGAUGGGGUACCUGGGCUGAGGCUACCACACCUGGGCCAGCCCCCACACCAGCCGCUGAAGGCCCCCUCUUGUCUUCUGGAGGUCAGGCAGCCGCUUCCGGCCCUCAGGCCAGCCGGAUCAAGUCUCAAGUCCAGAGCCUGGACCCAUUUGCUGACCUUGGUGACCUCAGCUCUGGCCUCCAAGGUAACCUGAAGGGCUCGUCCGCUGGAUUCCGUCCUGGGAAUGGGGGCUUCGUUCCCACAACGGCCCCCACCCCCAAGGGCAGCAGCUCCUGGCAGACAAGUCGGCCGCUGACCCAGGGCACUUCCUGGUCCCCCCAGGCCAAGCCACCCCCCAAAGCCUGUGCACAGCCAAGGCCUAACUAUGCGGCAAGCUUCAGUGUGAUCGGGGGGCGAGAGGAAAGGGGCGUCCGUGCACCCAGCUUUGCUCAAAAGCCGAAAGUCUCAGAGAAUGAUUUUGAGGAUCUAUUGUCCAAUCAAGGCUUCUCCACCAGGCCUGACAAGAAGGGGCCAAAGACCAUUGCAGAGAUGAGGAAACAGGACCUUGCCAGGGACACGGACCCGCUCAAGCUGAAGAUCCUGGACUGGAUCGAAGGCAAGGAAAGGAACAUCCGCGCCCUGCUGUCCACACUGCACACGGUGCUGUGGGAUGGGGAGAGCCGCUGGACACCCGUGGGCAUGGCUGACCUCGUGACCCCGGGGCAGGUGAAGAAGCAUUACCGCCGCGCGGUUCUGGUUGUGCACCCUGACAAGGCCGCGGGGCAGCCAUACGAGCAGUACGCCAAGAUGAUCUUCAUGGAGCUCAGCGACGCCUGGUCCGAGUUUGAGAACCAGGGCUCCCGGCCCCUCUUCUGAGGCCCGCAAGGUUCUGGCUGUGUGUACACCUGUGGAGCCCGUUGCUGGGAUGUUGGAUCCUGACCCUGUGGGCCCCGUGGCCUGAGGCAGAUGUGGCACGUGAGAGGCUCUGAGCCCCCAGAUUGCUGCCAUUCCUGCCGCCCUCCUGCUGUCCUGCCGUGGUGCAAGAAGAGAAAGCAUUCCAAAGCCUCUGAUUUUUUUUGUUUUCUUUGUUUUUGUUUUUGUUUUUUUUUGUCCCAAAGGAAAAGUGAUUCUGCUUCUCCCACAGUUGUCACCGUUUGUGAUUUGUUUUGGUGUUCAGUGGCUGUCCCCUUUCGAGAGCACCACUCUUGAUGAACUACGCCGCUGCCAUGUCGCUGAAUCUGAAGGUGUGUGUUCACGUCGCACUUUGUAAUCAGUCUAGUGAUUGUCUGUACAUAAUUAAACUGUUUUCUGAUGA
Molecule: messenger RNA, 4511 nt
Organism: Lemur catta (Ring-tailed lemur)
Lineage: Eukaryota; Metazoa; Chordata; Mammalia; Primates; Lemuridae
Gene: GAK
Product: cyclin G associated kinase
Exons: 28
Coding region: 158-4072 (1304 amino acids)
Biological process (GO): clathrin-dependent endocytosis; protein phosphorylation; clathrin coat disassembly
Cellular component (GO): vesicle; intracellular membrane-bounded organelle; cytoplasm
Molecular function (GO): clathrin binding; protein serine/threonine kinase activity; AP-2 adaptor complex binding
Source: RefSeq, a predicted model, not a curated record